Molecule: messenger RNA, 438 nt
Organism: Thermothielavioides terrestris NRRL 8126
Lineage: Eukaryota; Fungi; Ascomycota; Sordariomycetes; Sordariales; Chaetomiaceae
Exons: 2
Coding region: 1-438 (145 amino acids)
Source: RefSeq, a predicted model, not a curated record
AUGCUCCGACUAACCCGCCUCCCGCCCGGCCAGCGUGCCCUCCUGCCGCACCCCAAGCCCCUAACUUUCUCCACAACCACGACCCUCCAAGCCCGCCUGAUCACCUUCGUCACCGGCAAGAAACGCAGCACCUACCGGCCCGUCACCUUCCUUGGCCCCGGCGGCAACUUCUGGCCGACUAAGGUCACUCCGCGCGCGCCGUGGAGAUGGAGUCCCAGCACCAUCUCGACCCUUGCCGCCGGCAGCCUGCUCGGCGGCUCGUGGAUCAUCUGGAAGGAGGGCCGCAGCUACAAGGUGGCGGACGAGGUGGACCGGUACGAGCCGCGCGUGCUGGGCACGCACCGCGAGGGCAAGGUCAACCGCGACUACGUCAACUAUGACCAGUGGGUAGAGAGGCAUCGGCAGCAGAAACAGCAGCGGAAGCAGAAGCGGAAGUGA